Molecule: messenger RNA, 4077 nt
Organism: Ostreobium quekettii
Lineage: Eukaryota; Viridiplantae; Chlorophyta; Ulvophyceae; Bryopsidales; Ostreobiaceae
Source: the annotation of a GenBank genome assembly
AUGGAGGGAUACAAACUUGAGGCUUGUUGCUCCAGUGAGGAGCGGUCAGCUGGAGCAUGGCUGGCAGCAGGAGUGAAUGGCUGUGGAGCAAUGGCUGUAAUGCACAUGCAGUCACAGUUCCAGUACAAUCAGGAGUUGAUGGCCUUUCUGAAGGAACAGUUGGGCAAGGUUGAAAAUUUGAAGAAACCUGAAAAAGCGACCUUGGAAUCUUGGAAGCGUUUUGAGUCUAAUGUGAAAAUGGGACAGAGGCUCCUUGCCAGGCAUCAAAGGCGCUUUGAUAUUGUGGAGUUUUACAAGUCUGGAAGUGCACACAAGGCAGUGGAAGAUAUGUGUGGGAAUAUAAGACGCCUCCUUGUGAUGUGGGGAAUGGAGGCCAGAGUGGAGAUCCAUCACGAAAUACCACACGCAUUAGUGAAGAAGGAUGAGAAGUACAUCUGCGACCUUCUCAACUACAUUCUGAAAGAUGUGGACAAUGGUAUCAAGGACGACUGGAGGCCAGCCUUUGAAGCUAUCAAGACGACCCAGCAAGAAAAAUGUGACUUUGGGCUGACUUUCGAAUGGCGAGGAACCAGGAUCCACAGCAUUAGGUGCAGAGGUGGGACACUUGAGUACCUGGCUCCAGAGACGUACAAGGGACAGCCCAACACUUCAGCUUCAGACGUGUUUGGACUUGGAGUGGUUAUGUACGAAGUAGCGACUGGAAAGUCCCCAUAUGAUGUUGAUGACCUUGGCCAUCAAUACCACCGUGAAGCCACCAUAAUGUACAGGAAGAUGGUGGAAGUUCAGGAUCCAUGUGAUAUCGACAGUGAAGAGUGCCCCCCCCAAUUUAAGAUGCUCAUGAGGCGAUGCUGCAAACAAGAACCAGCUGCAAGGCCCAAGAUGGAGGAUGUUAGGAAACAGCUAGAGGCACUGUUGCAUGAGGUUUUGUUCAGUGGAAGAGAGCAAAGCACCAAUUUUCAGGGAACCAACAGGCAUCGGGGCAUGAUUGAUGUGAAGAUGAAUGGCAUGAAGUUUUCUGAUGUGACUGCCAAUCCGCAGAUGGAGCGAACGAUUAAGUACAGAAUAAUGGCAGUUCUGGAAAAAUUCAUUGGCAAAGUACUGAAACGUGCCAAAGUCAGGAAACCUGAACCAGGUUGUGUUGUCUUCCCAGUGGAGGUGGAUUACAUUGAUGCAGAAGCUGAGAUGCAGUUCAAAGACAAAUUGCACCUCGAUGUGGCUGCUGAUCUGCAGGAGGACGAGUACUUGCUCUCCUGCCAGUCUACACUGAAAGUCGAAAUCAGCUGUGUUGGCACCACAUCCAAAGUGGAAGAGCUUCGAAACAAGCUGGAGCACAUAGCAAGAGUCAAUGUGGAGAAUAUGAUGUAUCAUCAAGGCAUGAUUGAUUUCCUCAAGAAGAAAGCCCAGGCCCUGCUGGGCUGUGAAUGGGGCCUGCCAAAGGGCAGAUCAGAGGGAGAAUGGAGAGAAGAUUUGACGGCAAUCGCAGGUUUAUUCCAGGAUGUGGUCGAUGUGAUUAGUGCACACGAGCACUUUGACAUUUGCAAUUUCCACAGUACACACGCUCUUCAGAGUUUUAUACAUCGAGUGUGUACAGCUUCUGCUUCGUUUGCAGUGCACUGGAAUCUGGAGCUGGACAUGGAUGGCCACGAUUCAGCGCCUCCCCAAACGUGGCAAAUGGAUCACAGGAGAUUUGCUGGCUGCCUCAGAUACGUGUUAAGAGAUGCUGAGUGUGAUUUGAGUAACUUUGAGCCGGGUGUGCAGCAGCACUGGGAAUCAGUCAAGGCUGAUCUCAGCCUGAAGAGGAAGACACUGGAAGUCAUCCCCUGUGAUGACAUUCAGUGUGGUGAACUGAUUGCACAUGAUGUACACGAAUGCAAAUGGAAGGGCCAGAAAGUUGCCAUGAAAAGGGCCAUUGGUGCUGAGGGGCUGGAAAUGGAAGCUGAGGAACUUGCCAGUUUUUAUGCGCAGGUAUUCAAGAACAUAAAUGUGGACCCUGGCAGCGUUGUCCGCAUUUAUGGUGUCAGCACAUCGGGUGCGAUUGUGAUGGAACUGGCGACUGGCAGCUUGAUGGAAUGGGCCAAAUCUCAUAUAGAUUCCCAUAUGGGCGAUGUGCAUCACAAGAUGCAGUUAAUGCACAAAGCCUCAGCAGCUUUGCAAUCUAUCCAUGACAGGGGUCAUGUGUAUGCAAACGUGAAAAGCAGCAAGAUCCUGGUAUUCGGAGACGAUCUUGCUACCUGUACUGUCAAGCUCUCUGGAGCGCAACCAGCCACAAACCAGCCAAACAUCAAAGGCAGUGAAUUGCGGUGGACUGCCAAUGAGCUAUACAAAGGUCAGGUCUCAAGCAUGGAAUCUGAUGUCUUCAGCUUUGGCCUCGUCCUGUUUGAGCUGGUGACAGGCGAAGUGCCCUAUGCUAAGGGGAUGACAGAGGCAGAUAUAAUGAUGAUGAAAUUGUCAGGACAGAAGCCUUGUCCAAUCACACCAGCAGUGAAGGAGAACUGGCCACAAGACUUGCUGAAAAUGAUGAACAAGUGUUGCUCUGUUGAGCCAGCUGAAAGGCCUUCCAUGCAACAACUGAGCUCCUACCUAUCUACAGCAUAUGGCACAAAGGAGACAUGCACAAGAGCAUUGGACAACAUCCAGAACAGGAUUGCCUCCUUUCCGAAUUUCCUGUUUCGCCCAGAAGUACUUCUGGCAGCAGGGGUGUUUGUCAUUCUCUGUGGGGUUGCCUAUGCUCUGGGACAAAGCGUGGUGAGAGGCAUUGUGCUUGCAUCCAAUGCCACAGCGCACAUAAUGCAGACAGUGGAGUAUACCGUUGUGCGUCUUGUGCACUUAUUGCCACUUCUGCUCGGCUUCUGGCACCUCUUCAUGAGAUCCAGGCACCCUUGUGAUCUCAGGGAAGUGCACAAGACAAUGGUAUUGUUGUACUAUAUGACUUUAGCCAUGAUCUGUUGUUCAUUACUUUGGAUUACCUUGCGAAUGGAGCAAGGUGCCAAUGGAUCCGUGGUGGAGUUCUGUGCAGUUGCAUUAUUGUCAGUGCUGAACUAUGUUGUCUAUCAAUUGUGGAUGCGGCACACACUUCUAGGCUAUGUGAUUUCUACAUGGUUGCAAAAUGGUGUGCGAAGGUCUUGGGGCAAUAGCAGAGAGGCAAUGGCUAAUGUCAACAACUCGUGGUGGGCAUUGUGGUCCAUUAGAUCUCAAUUCGACGAGAGAAUACUUGCGCAAGCGGCACUAAGCAUUGCUCCUUUGAAAUGGGAUAGUGGUGUUCUUGGUACCGAUGUGUUGUGUGAGCUGAGGAAAGAUGGCACCGCUUGUGAGAAUUGGUGUGGAGUGCAUGGCCUUGAAGGACGUGUUUCUUUUGAUCCCGUUGGGUAUUGCAUGAAGGAGCUGUACAACCACAUGUGUUGUGAGUGGAUUGGUGUAUCAAAUUGCAUCUUUCCCCGGUUGUGGAUAUUGGAGUCAAGAAGAAAUGAUGUCAGGAGCGCUGUGGAAGAGAGCAUGAAUUACACACGUCAGCCCCAAUUCCAGAUCCCUUCUGGCUACAAUCUUUGGUAUUUGGCAGCAGGCUUCAUGGCGUUGUUGGAGCUCCCUAUAAACGUUGGUGAAAUCUCACCAAUCUCACGCAUUCACUGUUGGGUGAUUGUGCUCAUGGUUCUGUGCUUCGCUCGGGUAAUGGAAGUGCUCAAUUCCCAGCGCACAUUGAUCAAGUGGUCAGGGAUCACUGUCAUUGGCCGGUGGCAUGAAAGUGUGGACAGAUUUGACGCUGUAGUGAUCUCACUGGCCAUGCUGCAGAUAUCGGGCGAGCUGACAGUGGAGGUGGGUGAAGUCAAUAGAGUAAAGUGGGCCAUGGUAUCUAACUUCGGUUUCGACUUCAUGGAUCAAAUUCGUUGUGCUCUGGAGAGGGCCGAACGGAAGAUCUCGGUGGUCCCAACAGCGUUUUCGGAAACUGCAAAUUCUUUUGCAAGAGCUGAACUUACAGAAUUGCGCAGUAAAGAUGACCAUUAUGCCGCUGCCCAUGAUGCCUUACUUUUGGCAGUUAGGAGAUUGGUGGGAUGUGCAUUUCACUUCCCCCCGAGCAAGUGA